Messenger RNA from Aureococcus anophagefferens, 1506 nucleotides. RefSeq lists its product as hypothetical. The transcript has a single exon. The record is from RefSeq and is a predicted model, not a curated record. The coding region runs from base 1 to 1506 and encodes 501 amino acids. Gene Ontology annotation, molecular function: flavin adenine dinucleotide binding; oxidoreductase activity, acting on the CH-CH group of donors. NCBI's taxonomy places the organism in Eukaryota, Pelagophyceae, Pelagomonadales, Pelagomonadaceae.
AUGGCUGCCGCCCAUGCCUUGCUGCUCGCGCGCACCGUCGCGGCGACUCGCUCCCGCGGCAGCACGGUCGCGCGCGCGGCGCGGUCCUUCAGCGCCCUGCCCGCCGCCGCCCCGGCCGCCGCCGGCGGCGUCUCCGACGAGGCCUUCGGCGCCCUCAAGGCGACGCUCCUCGAGUUCAUGCACGAGCGCAUCUACCCCAACGAGGUCGAGUUCCUGAAGCAGUGCCACGCCCAGGGCAAAGGCACGAGCGAGUGGACGCACCCGCCCUUGAUCAUCGACCUCAUGCGCGAGGCCAAGGCCGCGGGGCUCUGGAAUCUGUUCCUGCCGGCCGACACGGCCGCGCUCGUCGGCGGCAAGUACGGCGGCGGCCUGACGAACCUGCAGUACGCGGACCUCUGCGAGAUCAUGGGCACGUCGGUGCACGCGGAGUUCGCCGCCCAGGCGACGAACUGCACGUCGCCGGACACGGGCAACAUGGAGACGAUCGCGCGCUUCGGGUCCGAGGAGCAGAAGCGGCGGUGGCUCGACCCGCUCCUCGCGGGCGAAAUCCGGUCGUGCUUCGCCAUGACGGAGCCCGACGUCGCGUCCUCCGACGCGACGAACGUGAGCGUCGACAUCCGCGGCGACGGCGACGACUACGUCGUCAACGGCCGCAAGUGGUGGAUCACGGGCGCCGGUUCCUUGCACUGCAAGGUCAUGAUCCUCAUGGGCAAGACGGACGUGGACGCGCCGCCCCACGCGCAGCAGUCCAUGCUCCUCGUGCCCAUGGACGCGCCGGGCAUCCGGCUCGUGCGGCCGUUGACGGUCUUCGGCGACGACGACGCCCCCAAAGGCCACAUGGAGAUGGUCUUCGAGGAUUUGCGCGUGCCGAAAGACUCCGUCCUCUGGGAGCCGGGCAAGGGCUUCGAGAUCGCCCAGCGGCGCCUGGGGCCGGGCCGCAUCCACCACUGCAUGCGCGCCAUCGGCCAGUGCGAGCGCGCGCUCUCGCUCAUGUGCGCGCGCGCCGAGUCGCGCGUCGCCUUCGGCAAGCCGCUCGCCGCGCGCGACGGCGUGCUCGAGGACGUCGCGCGCGCGCGCGGCGACAUCGACGCCGCGCGCCACCUCGUGCGCGAGGCGGCGCACCUCAUGGACGCCAAGGGCAACACGGACGCGCACACGCGCCAGCUCCUCUCCAUCGUCAAGGCGUUGGUGCCCGCGACGCUCCAGCGGAUCGCGGACCAGGCCAUGCAGCUCCACGGCGCCGCGGGGCUCUGCGCGGACACGCCCCUCGUCCACAUCUUCGCCGCGGCGCGCAUCCUCCGCAUCGCCGACGGGCCCGACGCGGUCCACUGGCGCAAGGCCGGCCAGAUGGAGUUCAAGCAGCAGCGGUCCUCGCGCCUCGCGCCCCUCGGCCUCUACACGCCGCCCCGCGACGCCAACGAGCCCCACUUCCGCUACACGACUGACGCCGUCUCCCCGGCGAAGCAGGCGGAGCUCGACGCGUUCGAGGCGCUCAUGCGCGAGUAA